CUGCUUUCUGCUUCUCGCCUUGUGCCCCCACACCGUCUGCUGCGCUGCUCCCUGCUCUGUGCUGCUUGUCUGUUCUGCUCUCUGUUUCCUUUCCUGUGCCUCUGCCCCACCUGCUGCUCUGCUUUCUGCUCCCUGCCCUGUACCCCCUGCCCAAUCUGCCGGGCUCUCUGCUCCCUACCCUGUGUGCCUCCUGCCUGCUCUGCUUUCUGCUCCCUGCGCUAUGCCCCCGGCCUGCUGCUCCGCUUUCUGCUCUCUGCCCGGUGUGCUGCCUGCCUGCCUCAUUUGCAGCUCUGCUUUCUGCUCCCUGCCUAAUCUUGUGUUUCCUGGUAACUUUGUUGUCGCCUCUCCCAUCAGCCGAAUGUGCAGGACUCCUUUUCUCUUUCACAAGCGGCAAAUUACUAGCAAGCUUAGAGUGACCCGGUUUCAAAUCCUGAACUUUGCUGUGAGAGGAAAAGCUGUGGGGACAGCAGUCUGAGUGAUAGUCGAGGAGUCAGCUCUUCUCUCGGCUUUUCUCAGCAUUUACUUCUUUUCUGUGGGUUACUGGUUCCUUUCUCCCCUCCCCCUGCCUCUCUCUCUCUCUCUCCUGUUGGAGAUGGCACUGGGAGUCUUCCUUCUUUUAGGGCUCCAGGGCUGAUGACCUGAGAAGCGUUGUUUCAGAAGAGGAGAGGAGUGAGUUUCCUUUGCAGGCCUGGUGGUGCACAAAAGAACCGUGGGCCACGCAGAACCACCGCUGUGCCAAGCUGCCCAGUGAUGCUUUGAGUGGGGCACUGCUUUGUUGGCUCAUGGAUGUUGCUGAUCUCUGCAUUACCUUGCAGAGCUGAGCUGGUGGAGCAGUGGGGAAGAGCCACCUUCCCUGCCAGGAGCUCCCUCUUUCCUCCAUUGCCCUCUGCAGUUAAUUUGCUGAAGCUGCUCUGCCAGCAAGUCCACCCCACUCCUAACCCAAGGGCAGGAGUCUGGAGAGGCUAGGUGUUCCCUUGCAAGGGACUCUUUCCUUCUCUUUGCUUAGGAUGCAUUCGGUAGAGAUUGACCUUCCAUUUUGUGUGGUGUUACCUGGCUUGUGCUCCAUGAGAUGCCAGGAGAUGGCUCUGCAGGUGAACAGUCCUCCUCUGCUUUUUGCUCCACCCAUCAUCCAAGUGGAGCUGUGCAAUUUGUGGGGUGGAGAGAAUAAGUGGCCUCCAACUCAUCACAGAUGUAAUUGUGUAGCUUAUUGCCCAGUGAUCUUACUGCCUUUGCAAAGCCCUGUUCUCUCUCUCUCUGAUGUGAGCCUUUCAGUUCAGAAAUCCUGCUGCUUAUAGGAAAAAGCCUCUGAGAGGGACUUUGUUAAGAAGGAAAGCUCAGAGGCCCAAUAUCUUGCCUGCAGGACUGGUUUGUAGUGGAGUCAGUUAACUCUGAGACCCCUGCUCAGAGAAGUUGAGUCUCUUUUCUCAUUCCCCAUGAGCACUAAAGCCUUUCAAGUGAGCAUUUCUCCAUACCUGGAAGCUCCUGUUUUUUUGGAGUUUAUGGUCUUUAUUCUUGUUCUUUUCAAAGUCAUUGAGAGCAUCUGGGAGGCAGGAGAGGAACUGAAUUGGCAGGUAAGUCUUGAAGGAAGGCAGUGGUCUGUUGAUAUUCUCAAGGCUCUCGGGGAGUGAAACUCGAGUGGCACCUGGGUGGGGAGCCUCUUCCUUCUCUGGGGAGCAGCAGCAUAAGAGCCUGGUCAGAAACCUGCAUUGUCAUUCCCUCCUCACCCACACACACACUUCACUCCAGAGCCAAAGGCCGUCCUUCCUUCACUCUUCUGGGCCAGCAGUGCAGCAUCAGAUGCCAGUAGCUUCUAAUGCUCUGUUGCAUUUGCUCUGGCAGAAAAGAGAAAAUGGGUCUCAUAAAUUAUGAGGGUAGUAUGACGGUUUGCUAAAAUGGAUUGAAGCAGAUUGAGACAGUCCUUCCCUCCGUAGGUGGAAUUUCAACAUAUUCAGGUUCAUGAUAAGUGGUUCCCACAGUACAUACUUACCUCCGUGUGGGACAAGAACAAGGUACCUUCUGUCUUGCUGUCAGACUUCCUGAUUUGCACAGGCACUUUUGUGUGGACGAUUUUAUCUUGGAGAAGGUGAGGCUGCUGUGGCGAUUCAGUUGAUGUGGACGCCUGAUGAAGGGUGACAUUUUACUCUAAUGCACACAUGCAGUUUGGUAGAGGUGGAGCUGGAUCUGCCUCUGGGUCCCAUGUCGGUCACUGCAAGCAUACGUACUCUACUGAGGAGUUGUAUAGCGAGUGUACAAGAGGCUGAGCACACGCAUGUGCACACACUUUUGUAGUUUCACAGUUUACUUGCCCUUCUAUUUAUUUUUCUGCAUGAGAAAAUUCUACGUUUAAAAUAGUUGUUAAAGCUGGGCAGCUUCUCUCACAAGUCAGGAAAUGAAUUUAAGCUUAAGCAACUCACCUCAACUCUACUUCCUUUUGCCAUUUGUAUCGUAGCAUGGUCAUUUAUUUUUCUGAUAAUACAAUCUAAAUUCUCAGCUUGGUUAGCUAACCUGUAACAUCAUCAAAGAAAAUCCUCAUUCCAGUAGUUCUAGUUUCAUGCAUUCCAGUAGUUCUUUAUUUUUAUCUUCACAUCACUCUGGAAAUGCAUCUAAAUCUAAUAGAUGCUCAUUUUCACAAUUUUUUUUCUAGUCUAAAUUGGUUCUUUUCUUUGUGCUGCAGGGCCAAUGUGAGAUCACAGGAAGUCUUCAGUUGCAGCCUUAGCUGUCGUUGUUGCAAAUUACAUAUUAGCUGAAUGCAUAAUGUUCUGAAAAAAACGUGUCUUUUACUUUGUUUGAGAAAUGUGUGGUUGUGUAAUGGGAGGGCACUGUUAAAUGUUUAGCCUCUUAUUUGUAUUUCCUCAUUGCUGUGCAAUCCUGGAAGAAGAGUAUGUGGAGUGCGUCAAGCAUACAGGUGGAGGCAGGUGUCAUGUCCUCACUGAGUUAAGUUGCACCAGGAGUAGAAAUGCAUUCCGGCCACACAGAUGAAAAUGUACCUGAUCCCAAGAAAGUUAUACAGUUGAUCAAAAAGCAAUUGGUGAAUUCCAUCAAGGCACUGCAGAAGCAGUUUGUAACCUCUGAUGCCAUCGUAACCAGUGACGAUGGAGAUGCGAAUACCCUUUGCUGCGCCCUAGAGGCUGUUUUUGUGCAUGGGCUGAAAGCAAAGUACAUAAAAGCCGAAGCUGUAGGGAAAGGGAAGAAAUUAGGCGGGCGUGCGCCUCUUCCCCAGCCUGUCUUCUGGGGCCUGCUGAAGAGCAUCACACACCGAAAUAUAAUUUCAGAGCUGGAGCAUUUACAUUUUAUCAACACUGAUGUUGGCCGCUGCCGGGCUUGGCUAAGGCUCGCAUUGAAUGAUGGCCUCAUGGAGUGUUACAUGAAGUUACUGCUAAAUGAAAAGUCCAGACUGCCUGAAUAUUAUCAGUCAACAGCCCUGCUACUGGAUGCAGAGGAAUGUGAAUUUCUCCUUAGCUAUUUGCAGGGAUUGACAUCAUUGACCUUCGACCUGUCCUAUAAAUCAGCAGUUUUAAAUGAGUGGACUGUAACGCCCUUGUCUUUGUCUGGUCUUUGUCCUGUUUCGGAGCUUCCAGAGCCACUCACAUCCUCCAGUUCUGAACCCCGGAGGAGAGUGUCACUGGGCUCGAUCUCUCAGUCUUCAGGAUCUGAUGAAGUUCAACCCCCAAUACUGCCCAUCAGUAAAAAUGGAAACAAAAGCAAACUUACGUUCUCCACACUGAGCCUUAACACAACAGGUUCAUCCCAGCUUUCCUCCAGCGUUGGCUCAGACAGCCUCUUUCAGGGUAAUUGUCCUAGAAGCCCCGAGAGAUGUGAGGAGCCUCUAUCAUGUGACUCUGAUUUAGGUACAGCGAAUGCUGAGGAUUUGGACAGAUCUCUGCAAGAGGUAUUGUCAGAAUUCAGCAAAGCCCAGCAAAACUCAGAACCUGCUGGAAGACUGCUAAUUCUGAACCCGUCGGAGUCUUCCCUGUCACAGACCACCUGUCCUCCUCCCGUCUCUGAUACUACUCGCUUGCAUUUUAAUACAACAUCUGAGAACUCUGCAUAUUCAGAAUCACUUCCUAUCACAGAUAACCCGCAACCUACACGUACAACCAUUUCAACAAAAAACAGCAGGAUACCAGCUCCUGUCUCAGAUGUUGCAGGAAUCCAAUUAUUGCCUCAGCCAGUCAUAACACGCACUGAUGUAGCAGACGCUGAUUCAUCUAAACAGCUUUGCAUUGUCAAUGGAGAAGAUAAAGAUGAAACCAGUGAGAUGAAUGAGCAGAAGGAAACCCAAGAGGACCGUAGCCCGGUGACAGGAUUCCUUUCACCAACAACACCUGGUUCAAAAAGAAAGAGUUGGAUCUCAGAAGAUGAUUUCUACAGACCUUCUGUAGAGGAGAGCAGUAAAGGCUCAACUCAUGCCAACGGACCUUCGCUGGAGGGCAAUGGGCAAGGCUGGUCCACAAAACUGAUCAGUGCACUUGAUUUGGAGGGGCCCCGCCUGCCCGCUUCAGAGACCAGGAAGCCCAAAGCAUCUCCUGACCAGGAACAAAAGGGCUUCAGUGUUGUGCAUCGUAGGCAAAUAGGCCUUCCUAAUCCAUUCCGUGGUCUCCUGAAACUGGGCAACCUGGAGAGGAGAGGAGCAAUGGGUAUCUGGAAAGAGUUGUUCUGUGAGUUAUCACCACUGGAACUCCGCCUCUUUGUGGACCAUGAAGAACGGGUUUGCAUUGAGAAUUGUUCCCUGCUGCGGUGCGAGUCGCUGGGUAUGGCUCACAGUGAUGGGCGCUUUGAGCUGGUUUUCUCGGGUAAGAAGUUAUGCUUGCGAGCUCCUUCCCGAGAUGAAGCUGAGGACUGGCUAGACAGGAUACAUGAGGCACUGCAGAAAUGCAGGCCUCAGCAGGAGGAAGACUGGGAGACCCUUGAGUAUCGAGAAGACACCCUUGAAGGACAAACAGAACUCAGUGACUCAGCGGCACUUCUCCAGUACAAUGACAAGUCUAGAGAUGUCCUUGACUGGACAUCCUUUAAGCCACCAGAAUUAGAUGCAGUUAAAGAAUCAGUUCUUUAUUUGGAGGUAGAUAAAACUUGGGUUCCUUUUAUUUUUUCCUUAUCAUUAGAAGCUUUAAAAUGCUUUAGAGUGAGAAACGAUGAAAAAACUUUAAGCAACAGCUAUGGAAUAGAAACCAUCCAGGAUAUUCUUCCUGAUACAAGUCUUGGUGGGCCUGCGUUUUUCAAGGUUAUAACCUCAAAAGCCAUCUUAAAGCUACAAGCAGAGAAUGCUGAAGAGGCUGCACUAUGGAGGGGGCUUGUUCGUAGAGUACUAACUUCAUACCUAGAAACUGCAGAGGAAGCACUGACACUUGGUGGCAAUUUAGAUGGAAAUUCCCAGGUAGUCCUGAAAAAUAUCGUAAAGGAAAAUGGCUUUCUGUUACAAUACUUGGUGGCCAUCCCCAUGGAGAAAGGCCUGGAUUCCCAGAGCUUCAUAUGUGCAGGCUGCUCCAGACAGAUUGGAUUUUCUUUUGUGAAACCCAAACUCUGUGCAUACUCUGGCCUCUAUUACUGUGAUGGCUGCCACCAGGAUGACGAGUCCGUGAUUCCAUCACGUCUUAUCCACAACUGGGACUUGACUAAGCGAGCAGUUUGUCGGCAAGCUUUAAAAUUCCUGAAUCAGAUCCGUAAUCAGCCACUGAUUGACUUGAAGCUGGUGAAUGAAAGUCUGUAUGACCAUGUGGAAAAAAUGAACCGAAUCUGCAGGAGCAGGGAGCAACUGAAACUGCUUGGAGAUUACCUAAUAAUGUGUCGCAGCGGAGCCCUAAAGGAGCUGAGCAAACGGCUUGACCAUAGGCAUUACCUCCUGGAAUGCCCCCAUAAAUACAGCGUUACUGAUCUGAGACAGAUUGCAGACGGUAUCUUUGAAGUUUUUCUGCAAUCACUGAUCCAGUUUGCUUCCCACCAUGUUUAUAACUGUGACCUCUGCACCCAGAGAGGCUUCAUCUGUCAGAUUUGCAAUCGCAAUGACAUCGUUUUUCCCUUUGAGUUUGACACAACCACCAGGUGCAAAGAAUGCAAAACCGUCUUCCAUAGUUGCUGCCAGUCUCGUGUGAAGUCCUGCCCCCGCUGCGAACGCCGGCAAAAAUACCAGCAAAAGCUGCAAGCGGGUGUCAUUGUGGAACCAAAUGCGUAGCAAACAGCUCCUCACAGACCAACUGUCACAUGUGACUUUCCUCAUCUUCCAACUGGAGUGACUUGGACAUGGCAUGAAGGGGAAAAAGGGAUCACACGCCACAUGCCAUUCAAUCCAAGCAAAUACAUCCCUAAUACUGCUUGGAGCAGCUCCUGUAUGCAGGCGUUACCAGAGUAGGAGUCAUCCUAAGCCGGGCGAGCCUCUUCCCAGACAAGCAGAAGCUGCUGAGGAGAUAGAGCCAGUGCUGUGGAAACCUGCUGGAAAUAAAUCAGUGACUCACAAACUAAUACUUUUUCUGUUCACACUAACCAGGUUCUGCUGCAUUUUCGGGCCAAAUGUCCAUCUCUCAAAGAAGUUUGUUCUCUUUAUUUAGUUUUGCUGGCUGUCCUCUUGGAGGAAGUGCUGCCAGCUUGCGAUGGAAAUUUGAGAGAUUUCCUGCCUGUAAAUAUCACAGGGUUUCCAAUCAAACAUCUGUAUAACAGAAAUGUAUAAAAGUUUCUAGUUUUUUAGGGUAUUUGCAAUACUGUAAAACAAUUUUUUUUUUUUUUUUUGUAUAUGUGAUUUUUUGCAUAGGAGAAGCAUCUCGCCUGCUUGGGGGAAAUCAACAGAAUGGCAGUGCGAAUCCAGAUGGCGAGGAGGACUUUAGAAAAUGAAGCUGAAAUGAAGUCUUGUGCCUUCAGCACUUUGUAUGCAGCAGCUGAUUUAUGCUGCCAUUUUCAUGCCAUGUGCCAACAGAACAGCAUAUAUUGCAUAAUAGAAAUGCACCCCUAAAUCCUGCUGCCUGCUCAGAGGGGACAUUCCUUUCUCACCUGCCAGAAGACACCUCAGGUUCUUUCACUUGUAGAAUCCACCAAAUACAGUGGCCUUUAAAUCCAAACCAAACAAAUUCCCUCCUUGGCUAUUAUUUUUUUAAUCCUUGGCCAGUUCUAAGGCCAUUGAGAGAUUUUUAUUUUCCUUUCGCUUUAUUGUUUCAUUCUAAUAUGGAUAUUGUCAAAGUCUACUUAACAGUGACUAAAGCUGUUGUUUGAGUUUGCUCCUCCCUGCUGUGGGUUAUGGAAAAGACUGCCUACUGUAUAGGGAGCGCAUCAGAGCUGUUCGAUCUCUCUGCUGGCCCAUCUACUGAGACCAGAACAAACAGAAGAACUGGCCCACAGAAUAGCAUUAUCUUAUGAUGUGAUGUAGCUCUUCUUCACCUCUGUUUUAAUUAUAGAUGAAAAGAUCUUACUUUUAUUAAGGGCUUACUUGAUUUUAGCAGACUUUAUAGGGACAGGCAAGGUAAAAUGAGAGUGUGCAUCAGGUUUGCUCCAUAGAGAUCUUGCAUUUGUCCUCAGGCUUUUAACUGCAAAGCCACCGUCUGGCUUCUGCUUUGCCCCUCUCCCAGCCAGCCCUUCCUCUCCUUCCCCUUUAUCACAGAGGCACUGUUUGCACUGGAGUAUGCUGUCUUCUUUCACUUCCAUUCCACCAAAGCUCACUUUCCAGAUAGUCUCUUCUGCCCUCCCCCUCCCUGGCUCUUGUCAAAAUUGAGACCUGCUUAUCUCUUAUCCUCACCUCUUCCUCUCUUCUGUAUCUCCACGGACAGCUCUACACUCCUUCCUGUCUCCCAGGCACCCAGUCUCAGUCUCCCCCCUUCCCUGCAGUCCCUGUCAUCUCUCACCAUAGUGCCAGUGCUGCUCAGCUCUCUCACUUUCCAUCCACCCACUCCCUCCUGCUAAUGGCCUCCCCACACCCCAUUGUGUCAUCCCCCCACCCCACCCCACCCCCACUGGCUUCUCUCCUUUGACAUCACAGCCAAAUCCUUAUUCUUGGGAAUGAGGCCUCUUAUCUAAUCUUGCCCCUGCUGUUUCUGCUUUUAUUUCUCCUUCUUAUUCUCACUCGUCUCUCUUCUUUGUUAUCCCUUCUUCUCCAUUUAGCUGUGUGUGUCUUCAUCUCACAAGCAUCUUUGUUCCCUUCCCUCACCCCCCUCAGGUCCCUCUGCAUUAGCAACCCGCACACUCGCCCUCCCUCCCUCCUUCCAUGUCUUGCCAGGCUUUAGUCUGUUUUGUCUGAUCCAGAUUGUGAACCCUCUGGGGCAGGGAACAGAUCUCAUCUGGGUGUGGGAAGCAUUACGGGAUUGACUGCACUAUGUACACAAAUGUUUUAUAAUAAUAUUAAAAAAAAUUAUGUCUGUUGUA
Alligator mississippiensis (American alligator) is the source of this 8343-nucleotide messenger RNA. RefSeq names its product pleckstrin homology and RUN domain containing M1 (gene PLEKHM1). Lineage: Eukaryota; Metazoa; Chordata; Crocodylia; Alligatoridae. The transcript has 12 exons. The record is from RefSeq and is a predicted model, not a curated record. The coding region runs from base 2957 to 6172 and encodes 1071 amino acids.